AUUCAUAUUUUGUCGUUAGAUCGCGCAAAAUAACCCGGUAGGUUUGCCAUUAGCCGUUACCCCUUUUACAAGUGUUUCGCAUCAAUUACACUCAAGUCUAUCGCAAAAGUUUGUUCUGGCUAAAGCUAUAAAAACAAAACAUAAAUAUUUCGAAACCGCAAAGUUCUUUAAAGUGUUCGACGAAAAACGAAGUAAUAGUUUUGGUUAAAACUGCAUAAGCUAUAUUGCAACUUAUAGCUUUCUGUCGUACGUUUUUGGAAAACAGUAAGGACCGACUGCCCAAAAACUGCUCAUCGACUUUUAGCGCUCCCAUCACCAGUCAAAAGAACCCGUGCAAGUUGCUUUUGACUCACAAAAACAGCUGUCGAGGAAUCGCCUGAUUUUUAGUCGCUAAAAACUGUUGAAAGUCGUGGACCAGCAAGCUGAUUCUGUCAAGCGCAGUGGUAACAAUAGCACGCAGACUGCAGAAAAUAAAGUUAAAAGUGCAAGGGCACUGCGUCGGCGACGACGUCGAAAUAAAAACCAACAAAAUUCGCACCAACCUGACUCCGUUGCGGAGCCACAAAGCCAGAUAACAGCAAGUACCUCCAAUUUUCACGAACCGCUAGACAAUAUCAAAAUGCCGGCCCGUUUUGUCGAUGACGUCAUCACAGCUGAGCCAGCGACGCGUACUGCCGCUCAAUUGGACCUGGGCGGCGGUCACUAUGCGGCUCCUCGUCAGCAGCAGCAGCUGUUAAAUGAUGAAAUUGCUAUUACUGGCUUCUCUGGCCGUUUGCCCGAGAGCUCCACCAUUGAUGAAUUUAAAAAGAAUCUAUUCGAGGGAGUUGAUAUGGUUAACGAUGAUCCCAGACGCUGGGAGCGUGGUCUAUAUGGACUGCCGGACAGAAUGGGAAAGAUCAAGCAGACUGAUCUGGAGAACUUUGAUCAACAAUUCUUUGGCGUGCACCAGAAGCAGGCCGAGUGCAUGGAUCCCUUGCUUCGCAUGAUGCUUGAAUUGACGCAUGAGGCAAUCAUUGAUGCUGGCCUGAAUCCAACUGACUUGCGCGGAUCUCGCACUGGUGUGUACAUUGGCGUAUCGACUUCCGAAACGGAGCAGCAUUGGUGCUGUGAUCCAGAUCGUGUGAAUGGCUAUGGUUUAACCGGCUGUGCUCGUGCUAUGUUCGCCAAUCGCAUCUCGUUCACAUUCGAUUUUAAAGGACCCAGUUACAGCAUUGAUACCGCAUGCUCCAGCUCGCUAUAUGCCCUGGAGCAGGCUUUUUCUGAUAUGAAGGAAGGCAAGAUCGAUAAUGCAUUGGUCGCCGGUGCUGGUCUUAUUCUCAAGCCGACCAUGUCGUUACAGUUCAAGAGGCUGAACAUGUUGAGUCCGGAUGGUAGCUGCAAAGCUUUCGAUGAGUCUGGCAACGGUUAUGUUCGAUCCGAUGGCUGUGUGGUCUUGCUGCUUCAAAGAACUUCGGCUGCCAAGCGUGUAUAUGCGUCUAUUCUCAACGUUCGCACUAAUACAGAUGGCUACAAGGAACAGGGCAUCACGUAUCCCAUUGGAAGUAUGCAGAACCGUUUGAUACGCGAAACCUAUGAGGAAAUUGGUCUUAAUCCCAAUGAAGUAGUUUAUGUGGAAGCUCACGGCACAGGCACCAAGGUUGGCGAUCCUCAAGAAGUUAAUUCCAUUACUGAUUUCUUCUGCAAGAAUCGUACUACACCACUGUUGAUUGGCUCCGUUAAAUCGAACAUGGGUCACUCGGAACCCGCUUCUGGUGUUUGCUCGGUGGCGAAAAUUUUAAUCGCAAUGGAAGAGGGCGUCAUUCCCGCCAAUCUUCACUACAACAAACCUAAUCCUGAUUUAUAUGGUCUUCUGGAUGGUCGUCUGAAGGUGGUUGACAAAAAUUUGCCCUGGAACGGGGGCAUCAUCGGCCUUAAUUCCUUUGGUUUUGGAGGUGCCAAUGCUCACGUGAUCCUUAAAUCGAAUCCCAAACCAAAGACCGUUACACCUCUCAACAGUUCGCCUAAGUUAGUUGUCGCCUCUGGCCGCACUUUUGAGGCGGUACAAACGCUACUGGAAUCAACAGCCAAUCACUCUAAUGACGAUGAGUACUUGCAACUUAUCAAUGACAUCCACUCCAAACCUAUUCCAUUACACUAUUUCCGCGGCUACAGCGUGGUGAGCAACAAAGGAUCACUGCAACGUGAAGUGCUGGACUUUAGCGAUGAGAAGCGUCCAGUGUGGUACAUCUACUCUGGUAUGGGCAGUCAGUGGGCUAGCAUGGCCAAAGAUCUGAUGCAGAUUGAUGUAUUUUCCAAGACGAUACAGCGUUGCGCCGACGUUCUAAAACCGGAAGGUAUCGAUUUGAUUGAUGUACUCACCCGUUCUACAGAUAAGAGCUUUGAGAACAUUCUCAACUCAUUCAUCUCCAUUGCUGCCAUGCAAGUGGCUUUGACCGAUCUGUUGAGUUCCCUGAACAUUCAUCCCGAUGGCAUUGUUGGCCAUUCGGUUGGCGAACUGGGUUGUGCCUAUGCCGAUGGGUGCUUCACUCCCGAGCAGACGGUGCUAGCUGCGUAUUGGCGUGGCAAGAGCAUUCUGGAUACUCAGUUGCCUAAGGGCAAGAUGGCAGCUGUUGGUCUAAGCUGGGAUGAAGCUCACAAGCGCGUGCCCAGUGACUGCUUCCCCGUAUGUCAUAAUAGUGAGGACAACUGCACAAUUUCUGGUCCAGAUGCCUCCAUCGAAGCACUCGUAGCUAAAUUGAAUGGUCAAGAAAUAUUCGCCAAGGCAGUAAACAGUAGCGGCUACGCGUUCCACAGCAAAUAUAUUGCAGAUGCUGGACCCAAACUGCGCAAGAGUCUCGAAAAGAUUAUUCCCAAUGCUAAAAAUCGUACUGCACGUUGGGUGAGCACAAGCAUACCGGAAUCCGCUUGGGGUACUCCCAUUGCCAUGCAAUCAUCAGCUGCCUAUCACGUGAACAAUCUGCUUUCACCGGUUCUCUUCCAUGAGGCACUCCAGCAUGUGCCCAAAAACGCAAUUUCCAUUGAGAUAGCACCUCAUGGUCUGUUACAGGCCAUUCUGAAGCGUGCCUUAGGACCAGAUGCUACCAACUUGAGCUUAGUAAAGCGCGGCCAUGAAAAUAACGUGGAGUUCUUCCUCAGCAACGUAGGAAAACUCUUUGCCGCCGGAGCGCAACCGCAGGUGCUUAGCUUGGUGCGUCCCAUUACCUAUCCAGUUGGAAGGGGCACACCAAUGUUGAAUUCUAUGGUUGGUUGGGAUCACACGCAGAAGUGGUUGGUGGCCAAAUUUGGCAAAGAAACGACAUCGGGGGAAACCAUUGUCGAAGUGGAUCUAUCGAAGGAGGAGGAUGCAUUCUUGGCUGGCCAUACCAUUGAUGGUCGAAUUCUGUUCCCUGCUACCGGCUAUAUGACUCUCGCUUGGAUGACUUUUGCUAAAAUGCGUGGUGGUGAAUUUCACAAGACGCCGGUCGUGAUGGAGAAUCUUGUGUUCCAUCGAGCCACCAUUCUGAAUAAGAACGCUGUCGUCAAGUUCGGAAUUAAUUUCUUCGAUGGUACUGGUAACUUUGAGAUAUGCGAAAGUGGUAGCUUGGCAGUCUCCGGCAAGAUUAGCAUUCCAGAAAGCAUUAGCAACGAGGAACUGCCUUUGGAGCCCCAAACGCCUAGUACCGUCGCCAAGCAGCUGGUUACCAAUGAUGUCUACAAGGAGCUGCGUCUUCGUGGAUACGAUUAUUCUGGCAUUUUCCGUGGAAUUAUCAACUCGGACACAUUUGCUUCUGCCGGACAUCUGCAAUGGGUGGAUAACUGGGUUAGUUUCAUGGAUACGAUGUUACAGUUCAGUAUUCUCAGCAAGAACUUGCGUGAGCUUUAUUUGCCCACACGCAUUGAAAAGGCUGUCAUCAAUCCUCUGAAGCAUUUGGAACUGAUAAACUCACUAAGCAAAGAGUCCCAAUCAGAUGUUGGCCUCCCUGUCUCUUGGUACGACAGUAUCAAUGUAAUCAAAAGCGGUGGAGUAGAGUUGCGUGGACUGAAAGCCUCGCUGGCUCAGCGUCGCCCUGGUACACAGAAUCCUCCAACUUUGGAGCGGUACACUUUCGUUGCGAAUAACAAUACAACGGAGUUAAAUGAGAACACAGAAAAAGCUCGUUUGCAUGCAUUAGAUGUGGCCAUUCAGCUGAUAAUUGAGAACUCGAGCGGUGCCGUCAAACUAAAGGGUGUUGAGCUGGCCAAUGGUCGCAAUCCUGACGUUCUUGUGGCCAAUCAUCUACUGCAGAUCAUUGAGGGUGAACCUGUGCUUACUGGCGAUGUAGCAGUGGUCACAUCGAAUAACAAUGAAGAAACGAUUGCCGCCUCUUUGGGUGACUCUGGUGUACGCGUUGUGUCCAAGGAUAUAUUGAAAGAACCCGUAGAACAGAACUGUCACUUUGUCUUCGGCAUUGAUGUUCUGUCCCGGCCGGAUACAAAAACCCUUGAGAAUAGCAUAGCCAGUAUACGCGACACCGGCUUUCUCAUUCUGGAAGAGAGUGUCGCCACUUAUACCAAAACAGGACGUGCCCUUUUGGAAAAGUUUGAUUUUGUUCCAGUGCAAGAGCAAACCCUAGGAGGAACCCGUGUUCUGGUCCUGUCUCGUCGCAAGGUUGACUUGAAGACUCGCAAGUUUGCCAUUGUCCAGUUGACAGAACAAAACUUCACCUGGGUAGAUGAACUAAAGAAUGCACUCAGCGUGGCGGCCACAGAGGAGCAGUAUGUUUAUAUUGUUUGCCAGAAUGAAGAGCUGUUCGGUGCUGUUGGCUUGAUGACUUGCGUCAAGAAUGAGAACGGUGGCAAGCUGGUGCGCCUCGUCUUUGUUCAAGAUAAAAUUUCUGAGAAAUUCUCACUGACAGCGCCUAUUUAUCAGAAGCAGCUGGAGAAGGAUCUGAUUUCGAAUGUACUUAAGAAUGGCAAUUGGGGCACUUUCCGUCAUCUGAAACUGGAGACGCAGCAGGCGACCCUACAAGUAGAACAUGCCUAUGUGAACGCCCUCGUCAAGGGUGACUUGGCUUCACUCAAAUGGAUUGAGGGUGCCAAGGUCGACGAUUCUACAACCAAGAAGGAUCUGGAAACCUGUACGGUUUACUAUGCGCCUGUUAAUUUCCGUGACGUGAUGUUAUCUUCAGGCAAAUUGGCUGCUGAUGCGCUGCCCGGUGAUUUGGCAGAGCAAGAUUGCGUUCUUGGUCUGGAGUUUGCUGGACGUGACACUACCGGUCGCCGUGUGAUGGCCAUGGUGCCAGCUAAGUCGCUCGCCACCACCUGUCUGGCCAGCAAGCGCAUGAUGUGGCAAGUCCCUGAUAAGUGGACUAUGGAGGAAGCCUCCACGGUUCCUUGUGUCUAUGCUACCGUCUACUAUGCUUUGGUUGUGCGCGGGCAAAUGAAGAAAGGCGAACGCAUUCUUAUUCAUGCCGGCUCUGGUGGUGUGGGUCAGGCUGCCAUCUCUGUGGCAUUGCAUCAUGGCCUGACGGUCUUCACCACAGUCGGUAGCAAAGAAAAACGGGAAUUCUUGCUGAAACGCUUCCCCAAGUUGCAGGCCCGAAACAUUGGCAAUUCGCGAGACACAUCUUUCGAGCAGCUGAUAAUGGUCGAAACUAAUGGUAAAGGCGUUGACCUUGUGCUUAACUCAUUGUCGGAGGAAAAACUGCAGGCGUCCAUCCGUUGCUUAGGACUCAACGGUCGCUUCCUGGAGAUCGGAAAAUUCGAUUUAAGCAAUAAUAGUCCAUUGGGUAUGUCAGUGUUCUUGAAGAAUACCUCCUUCCAUGGCAUUCUCCUUGACAGUGUUAUGGAAGGUGAGGAAGAAAUGCAAAAUCAAGUAGUGUCUCUCGUGGCCGAAGGAAUCAAGAGUGGUGCUGUUGUCCCAUUACCAACAUCGGUGUUCAAUGAUAGGCAAGUGGAGCAGGCCUUCCGUUUCAUGGCAUCAGGCAAACACAUUGGUAAGGUGGUCAUCAAAGUGCGAGACGAGGAGGAUGGAAAGAAGGCCUUGUUACCUAAAUCUCGUCUAAUCAAUGCAAUCCCUCGCACCUAUAUGCAUCCUGAAAAAAGUUACAUACUUGUUGGAGGCCUUGGUGGUUUCGGAUUGGAGCUAACCAACUGGAUGGUGUCGCGUGGUGCUCGAUACAUUGUGCUUACCUCAAGGUCGGGUGUGAAGACUGGAUACCAGGGACUCAUGAUACGCCGUUGGCAAGAACGUGGUGUGAAAGUUGUGAUUGAUACCAAUGAUGUGACCACAGCAGCUGGAGCGAAGAAGUUGCUGGAAAGCAGCAACAAACUGGCCUUAGUUGGUGGCAUCUUUAACCUAGCUGCAGUGCUACGCGAUGCUUUGAUCGAAGAUCAAACGGCCAAGGAUUUUAAGACGGUUGCUGACCCUAAGGUGACAGCUACCAAAUUUUUGGACCAGUACUCGCGCACUAUUUGCACUGAGUUGGAUUACUUCAUCUGCUUCUCGAGUGUCUCCUGCGGCCGUGGUAAUAUUGGACAAUCCAAUUAUGGUCUAGCCAACUCGGCCAUGGAACGUAUUUGUGAGCAGCGCCAGAGCAGCGGCUUUCCUGGAACAGCUAUUCAAUGGGGUGCCAUUGGUGACACUGGCUUGGUGCUGGAAAAUCUCGGUGACAAUGAUACGGUCAUUGGAGGCACAUUGCCCCAACGUAUGCCCUCAUGCCUACAGACAAUCGAUUUGUUCUUGCAACAGCCUCAUCCCGUGCUCGCCUCAAUGGUUGUUGCUGAGAAGCGCAAAUCUGAUUCUUCGGCUGGCGUCAGUCUGAUUGCCACUAUAUCGAAUAUUUUGGGACUGCGUGACACCAAGAAUAUUCAGGACGCCUCUUCACUUGCCGAUCUGGGCAUGGAUUCGCUGAUGGGCGCCGAGAUCAAACAAACCUUAGAACGUAACUUUGACAUUGUGUUGUCUACACAGGAAAUUCGACAGCUAACUUUCGGAGCUCUCAAGCAAAUGGAUGGUGGCGCCGACGUUAAGCCUGCAACCAAUGCAACAAGUGUUGCUGCUCCAGCUGUUGCGGCUGAGCCUGCAGUUGCCAAAACAUCAGUACAUUCAUCAAGAACUGCGAGUCCAUUGGGUGAUGGCACCCAAGUUGUGUUUACCACAGCUCUUAUACCGACCGAAGAGAUAGUGCGUCUUGAGACUCUCGCUGCAAAGAGCAGCAAGCAGAUUCCCAUCUUCUUCAUAUCACCCAUUGAGGGCUUUACUACGGCACUUCAACCGCUUGCUAAGAGACUAGAAGUACCUGCAUAUGGCCUGCAAUUUACACAAAAUGUUCCUCUUGAAUCCAUCGAAGCUGCUGCGAAAUUUUAUAUUAAACAAUUGCGCACCGUGCAACCAAAGGGUCCCUACAAAUUGGCCGGCUACUCCUUUGGAUGCCUGCUUACCUAUGUGAUGGCGGGCCUGCUCGAGGAAACAAAUGAGAUCGCCAGCAUCAUCAUGUUGGAUGGCGCCCCCACCUACGUCAAUUGGUUUACGAGCAGCUUUAAGCAACGAUACACCGUCGAUGAUGAUAACAGUAAGCAGAGCUAUGGCCUGGCUUACUUUGGAAUUGUGCUUGCCAACAUUGAUUACAAGGCGCUGGUUCGCUUGCUACUGGUGAUACCUACAUGGGAGGAGAAAUUAGAAAAGUUUGCCGAGCUAAUGAGUGUAGAAAUUACACAACCCGUGGAAACUAUUCGCAUGGCUGCCAAAGUAUUUUACAGGAAGUUGGAGCUGGCUGAUAACUACAAGCCAAAGUUAAAGCUGAAGUCAAAGGUUACAUUGGUCAAACCAACAGAUAACUCAGCUAAACUGGACGAGGACUAUCGCUUAAAGGAGGUUUGCACAAGACCCGUUGAAGUGCACACAGUCGAGGGCAACCAUCGCACAUUCCUUUUAGAGGAUCAAUCGCUAGUAACAAUUCAAAGUAUACUGGAGCGAUUAUUCAACUAGUUACCUUAGCUGCAUAGUUUCAUAAAGCACACGCACAUUAACAUAAAGAAUACUCAUGUUCUAUCUAACCUAUGUUCCAAUGGAAGUUGCACCGCGAAUUUUCGCUCUCUAUCCUUUAUUAUAAGGAAAAUGCACAGCUUGAUCUUAAAAAACAACUCUAGCUAGCAUAUUUAGUAAAUGAAUUUAUAUUAACGAGCUACAAAGAAUGUAAUGCUAAAUCCACAUAUAUACAUCAUCAUCAUAAGUCACCAAUUAGAACUGCCGUCUUGCAGGGCUAGUGGGCCAAGGUCCAAAAUGUAUGCCUACUUGCUCUGUGAUUCCUGGCAAUUCUAUUAGUAUACCAAACUUCAUUAUACAUUCCUUAAGAGCUAUAGCUACGCGCUAGACGUCCCAACUUACCAAAUAUAUCUAUAUAUAUAAACAUGUAUAUUUACGUAUAUGCUUUAAAUAUGUGCACAUCGAUCGCAUUCUUUAAUUUUAAUUAAAAUAAGUUAACAGAAUUUUGCAGUGUGGCAAAGAAUGAUUUUCAUUUCUUAAUCCAUACAAUUAACAAAAGCCAAAACCUCUUUAUUAUUUUGAUGUAUAAAAUAUCACUCAUAAUUAUUGGAUAUAAAUAAAAUGCAUAUACACGAAUAAAUAAA
This is a messenger RNA of Drosophila sulfurigaster albostrigata, 8589 nucleotides long. RefSeq names its product fatty acid synthase (gene FASN1). The record is from RefSeq and is a predicted model, not a curated record. Gene Ontology annotation, biological process: fatty acid biosynthetic process. The transcript has 6 exons. Gene Ontology annotation, molecular function: fatty acid synthase activity; phosphopantetheine binding; oxidoreductase activity. Lineage: Eukaryota; Metazoa; Arthropoda; Insecta; Diptera; Drosophilidae. Bases 620 to 7948 code for a protein of 2442 amino acids.